This is a messenger RNA of Priapulus caudatus, 1959 nucleotides long. Its product is annotated as xaa-Pro dipeptidase-like. NCBI's taxonomy places the organism in Eukaryota, Metazoa, Priapulida, Priapulimorpha, Priapulimorphida, Priapulidae. The record is from RefSeq and is a predicted model, not a curated record. Gene Ontology annotation, molecular function: peptidase activity.
GUAUGAAGGAGUACCAGCUAGAGAGUCUCUUCCAUCACCACGUCUACACCAAUGGCGGAUGUCGCUUCACUUCCUACACCUGCAUCUGCGGCAGUGGCGACAAUGCCGCUACGCUGCACUAUGGCCACGCCGGCGCCCCCAAUGAGAAGACGCUUGAGGAUGGAGACAUGUGUCUGUUCGACAUGGGUGGGGAAUACUACUGCUACGCCUCCGACAUUACAUGCUCAUAUCCCGCGAAUGGUAAAUUCACCGAGGAUCAGAAGCUGAUCUACAACGCCGUGCUUCGGUCCAGUCGAGCCGUGAUUGCUGCCUGUAAGCCGGGAGUAAGCUGGGUGGACAUGCACAGGUUGGCAGACCGUAUCCAGGUGGAGGAGCUGCGUAAUGCGGGGCUGCUGCGCGGAGACGUGGAGGAGAUGCUGGCCGCUCACGUGGGGGCGCUGUUCAUGCCGCACGGCCUCGGACACUUCAUGGGCUGCGACACACACGACGUGGGAGGCUACCCGCCGGGAACCGAGCGCAUCGACGCACCGGGGCUGAAGUCGCUACGCACUGUGCGCACGCUGCAGCCACGCAUGGUCAUCACUGUAGAACCAGGAAUCUAUUUCAUCCCGGCACUGCUAGACAAUGCGAUGCGCGACCCGGUGCAGAGUCGCUACCUGGUGGCGGAGGAGCUGGCGCGCUUCACAGGCUGGGGCGGAGUUCGUAUUGAGGACGACAUCGCGAUCACGGACGACGGCUGUGAGCUGAUGACGGUGGUGCCACGCACCGUCGAGGAGAUAGAGACGCUCAUGGCGGAGGGACGUGCCGCCCACCAACCACCCGCCAAGGUCUAGACUGCCGACGCACGCACGCACGCACGCAGAGGGCAGCAUGGAGCGCCUGUGGAACAGGACUGUGUCUACAGGGGGCAGCACUGCUUGGCUGUAUGUGCAAACAGGGGGCAGCACUGCUUGGCUGUAUGUGCAUACAGGGGGCAGCACUGCUUGGCUGUGUGUGCAUACAGGGGCAGCACUGCUGGGCUGUAUGUGCAUACAGGGGGCAACACUGCUUGGCUGUGUGUGCAUACAGGGGGCAGCACUGCUGGACUGUAUGUGCAUACAGGGGGCAGCACUGCUGGGCUGUAUGUGUGUGUCUACAGGGGGCAUUGCUGCUUGGCUGUAUGUGCAUACAGGGGGCAGCACUGCUUGGCUGUGCGUGCAUACAGGGGGCAGCACUGCUUGGCUGUAUGUGCAUACAGGUGGUAGGACUGAGUUGCAUGGGAACGUAUUACCAUAAAUAUAUGUUUACAGUGAACAGGAACACGACUAUCGCUGCCGUUGCAGCAACGAUGUAGAUUUUGUAAUUUCAUAAAAGUGUCAUUAGAUGGCAACAGAGUGAUUAAAAACAUAUUUACAGCAGUAUAGUGGGGUGAUUUUUUUAUGGUCCAUAUGUUCCUUCGUCAAAGUGCACGUAUAAAUCAGUUUGGCUGUCACUUGAUAAGAAUAAAUUCAAACCAUAUACAAUUAUAUCGAAAUAUAAUGCUAGAACAAUGCAUAUAAUAGAAGAGUUAUCAUGAAACAGGUAAAUUUCGUGCAAAUAGUCAUAUAUAGUAAGAUGAUGUGGCAAGCUCUAUCCAAGCAAAAUGUAAUUUAAUCGAUAUAAAAUCACAUCAAAUCGUUUAUUUUGUGUAACUUUUUGCCUUACAUUUUACAUUCCACACAGAUUGCUUGUUGUUUGGUGCUGCCUGAUAACUGUACUUAAUUCUGUUCAUAUGGGUUAAUAUACACUGAUUAUUAAUAACAUAUAUGCUCUAUUAAAAGAAAGGUGUCUGUAAAAUCAUUGAAGGGUUCUGUCUGUUAAUCUAUAGCUAAUAUGUAAUUCGUUAAUCGUAGUUGGAUGAUGAGGUGGAUUGUUCUGUGAUGUGAUAAAGUAACAGUGUGUGAAUAUUAAAGCUGAUUAUAUAGUUACUAUGGCAAAUGA